UUCACAAACCCCCCAAUCUCCAGCAAGAAGACUCUCUCUCUCUCUCAUCGAACCCUAAUUCUCUCCCGCUACACACGUCAGACGUGUGAUCUAUUCAUCAUCAUGAGCUCGUCCCCGGUCGUGAUAGGCCUAACCGACAAGGAGCACAGAACCCUCGAACCGGUUAUCAAUACUUACCACCAGUUCGAACCGGACCCAACCACUUGCACCUCUCUCGUAGCGCAAAGAAUCGACGCUCCCGCAUCCGUUGUUUGGCCUCUCCUCCGCAACUUCGACAACCCACAACGCUACAAACACUUCGUCAAAAGCUGCCGCCGCGUCUCGGGCGAUGGCGGAGUCGGAAGCGUCCGGGAAGUUACAGUAAUCUCCGGCCUCCCUGCUUCCACUAGCACCGAGCGGCUCGAGUUUCUCGACGAUGACCACCGUGUCCUGAGCUUUAGGGUUCUUGGCGGAGAGCACCGGCUUAACAACUACAAAUCGGUAACGUCGGUCAACGAGUUCUUGAAUGAAGAUUCCGGCAAGGUCUACACGGUGGUUCUUGAAUCCUACACCGUUGAUAUUCCCGAGGGGAACACGGUAGAGGACACCAAAAUGUUUGUGGACACUGUCGUCAAACUCAAUCUUCAGAAACUUGGAGUUAUCGCCACAGCUGCACCUACGCAUGAUUAAUUUUUGAAUUUCGUUUCUCCUAGUAAUUGUUAUAUCUUCUUUCUGAUGAUUAUUUACUUAAUUUGCGAUAUUUUUUUUCUUUCUAUUUUAAACUGUUGGAAACAAAUAUUUUCCUGGAUUCCACGAAGGAAAACAAUGUUGCGUAAGGUAUCAUUUCUCCUUUGAUUCCAAUAAAUGGCCAAUGUCUAUAAUUAUAAUUAUGUUUG
Eruca vesicaria subsp. sativa (arugula) is the source of this 875-nucleotide messenger RNA. The record is from the annotation of a GenBank genome assembly. NCBI's taxonomy places the organism in Eukaryota, Viridiplantae, Streptophyta, Magnoliopsida, Brassicales, Brassicaceae.